CACUGUCAGAGUGAAAGCUCCUUCCGUGACACGCUGUCUUUUCAUGCGUGGUGGGGGUUGACGUUUGCCUUUCCACAUAGCUGGUCGGUGUCUAGCUGCAGGCUAACCCGCCGAGCUAUCGCCUCCUCCUCUUCCUCCUCCUCCUGCGAAAGGCAGCUGAACGGAGCCCCGAAUGAACCACGCACCGCCUCAAUGCAUCUCCAGGGGCCGCGAUGUCAGCGACAGAAACGACGGCGGCAGCUAGCCCCCUUUCUCGCCACUGCAGGAGGAUGCUGAGGCUGUUCGGCGCGCUGGUUAUCCUCGGACUGGUCCUGGCUUGCAUUACCUCCUGGGUGCUGGACAGCUACGACACGGCAUGGCACCCUAAACGGAGCCUUCAGCACCGGGCUGCCGGUGAUGGAUCCAAGGGGAGCUCUCCACCAUUUCCCGGCGACCAGCUGGACAAUGUAUUCUGGUUUAUACAGGUGUCCGACAUUCACAUCAGUAGAUUUCGCGACCCGAAACGGAUUCCAGAUUUUGAGAAGUUCUGCACCGACACCAUCGAAGUGAUCAAACCGGCCCUGGUGCUCGCAACAGGGGAUCUGACGGACGCCAAGACGGAGAGUAAGGUGGGUUCCCUCCAGCAUGAGGUGGAGUGGCAGGCCUACCACAACGUCCUGAAGAGGUCUCGCGUGAUGGAGCGCACCAGGUGGAUUGACAUCCGCGGAAAUCAUGAUGCGUUCAACAUUAUGUCACUGGACAGCUCCAACAACUAUUACAGGAAAUACUCAGCUAAUCAGAAAGUAGGCUCCUUCCACUAUGUUCACAAAACUCCCUUUGGCAACUACUCCUUUGUCUGCGUGGACGCCACGCUGACUCCGGGACCCAAGAGGCCAUACAACUUCUUCGGUAUUCUCAACCAGACUCAGAUGAACCUGCUGGACAUGUUCAGAACUGAGAGUCUGAAAAGCAACCAGUCGAUCUGGUUUGGCCACUACACCACCUCCACCAUCGUCUCCCCGUCCCCGGGCGUUCGAGAAAUAAUGAGGUCUGCUGUUGCGUAUCUAUGCGGCCACCUGCACACACUGGGCGGCCUGAUGCCCGUCCUCCACAGCCGACACCCCCAGGGCACCCUGGAGCUGGAGCUGGGCGACUGGAUGGACAACCGCCGGUACAGGGUUCUAGCCUUUGACCACGACCUGCUGAGCUUCUCCGACCUGACGUUCGAGAAGUGGCCCGCGGUGCUGAUCACAAACCCCAAAGAGGCGCAGUACCUGCACCCCGGGGUGGAGCCGUUGGGUCGAAUAAGGAGGUCGACGCACAUCAGGAUCUUGGCUUUCUCGGAGGCCCCGAUCACGACGGUGCACGUGAGCGUCGACGGGGAGCCUCUGGGGAGAGGCCACCACGCUGGAGGCCCCCUCUACGUUCUGCUGUGGGAUCCGUCUCUUUACCUCACCGGACUGCAAAUCAGAGUUAAAGUGGAGGACUCGGCGGGCCGGUCGUCGGUGCGGGAGCAGCACUUCACUCUGGAGGAGGAAUCGACUCCCAGCUUCGGUUUCGUCCAGUCCUUCAUCCUCCUCACGGACCACUACGUCCUGGGACGAGCGGCCUUCGUAUGUAUCAUGGUGCUGAAUGUCGGCGCGCUCCUGGCCUUCAGGUUCAUGCGCGUUCCUUCCGGUAGAGGAUUGACCGCUCAAGUGUGUAUGUCCCUCCAUCUGGUCAGUAAAAUGGACUCCUUCUACUACUCUCUGCUGCUGUUCAACCUGUGCACAGCUUUAGGCCCGUGGUUCAUAGGAGAGCUGAUAGACGGCCACAGUGGCGCCUGCUUCGCCUUUGGAGUGUUCAUCGACGGCCACUUCCUGGAGGGCAGCCUCACUUACGUGGUCGGAGUCACUCAAGUGGUCUUCUUCAACAUGCCCCUCACCUCUUACCUCUGCUGGAGCCUCCACCACCGUUGCCGCGGCAACACCUUCCGAUCCCACUUCCUGCGGCCGGGCUGCCGCUGGCGGACCCUGUCCGUUCACGUCUUCAUGCUGCUGCUGCUCACCUGGCAGACCCACUCCUGCUACUUUCUCCUGGAGACCUACGGCCCCACGGCCUUUUUGCUGUCCCCGGUCCGCACGUGGGCCCUGGGGCUCGGCCUGCUAUUGGUCUACCGCGCCUGGACAGGCCCCGCCCCUCUCGCCCGCGACAACAGCAAGAGCGUCUCUUCCUCUUGACAGUAAUUGCACUGUACCGCCGCGAUUGCCCCUCGAGCCUGACUCACAGAUCCUCCCCGAAAGCCUCAAUUUAUCCCCUCAUCUCUCUCCUUCUCUUUCUUCUUUCUCGCUCUGUCCUCUUUCCAAAGCCACUUCACAGCACAUCAUUCACUGUUCUCUUUCUAGAUAGUAUUGUUUACUUAAUAUGCAUGUUAUCGUGAAGCACCGGUGAGCACAUUUCUGGCCAUAUUCAUAGCAAUGUGUACAGUGUAUAAAAAAAAAAAGACGUAUGCAGGAGCUGACAGUACACGCUCAUUCGCCGGUUCAUUAGGUACACAAAACAAAUGCAUUUUAAUACAUCAGUCCUGAACUAAGUCUUUUUUUUAGUUCAUUUAGGCUGUGGCUUGUAGUUCCGUUGAAAUAUAUACAUAUAUAUGUUUCUAUUACUUAGAAAACUCCAUUUCAGUCAGUGGGCUAGGCCAAAUAACAGAAACACCUCCCAGAAUUAUCAUAGCUCACAGUCCAGGUCAAUCGCUUUAUAACAGGAAGCAGGAUUUAGUGCAGGACUGUUUGUAUUUUCUCAUUCUCACUUGUGUACCUAAUGUUUCGGCGAGUGUACUCCCGAGGGCUGUGUUCUACAGUUUAAGCUGACUCAUUUACUUGAGAUUUAGCACUUUUUUUUUUUUUUUUUUUUUGGAAGUGUUGCCUUGGCCGAACGCCACCUCACCACUGCCAAAGGAUGAAUAGGAACGAUAUCACCUUUUAUUCUUCCCUCCGAGAAACCAUUUCCAUUCACCAAUGAAAGGCUGGAUGUGCCAAACUGAUCGUCGAGUUUACUUUCAGACACGCCAAAUGGCCCGAGAAACCGAUACACCGCCCUUUUGUGUACCGAAAGCUUCCCACCGGCUUGCAGAGCGUUACAGCUGUGCUAACUUUGAUGAAAUGACGCAGGUAUUUCAACCUAAACGAUCACAUUUUUACGUUUGUUUUGCGUAUAAUUGCCGAUAAUUAAAGAAAGGAAAGUACAAAACAAUCAAAUAUUAAUAGUUAAUCGCCGUACGAGUAGUUAACAAUCAAAUGUGUCUUUAAAUCCACUGCAAACUACUGCCAGUUCACACUGGGAUGUUCAUUGGGAUAUUCAUACCGAUGCCAGUUUUCACCAAAACGCAGAAAAGCCGACUCCUCUUGCUCUAUCAUAACACGUGACCACAGAAAGCAGCUGUUUGUUUCUCAGGAACGUGAGCACUUGAACAAUAGGCUGAUCCCAGUAGUAUUUCAGGAAAAUGUUUUUUUAUACUCCAUAAGUAGCUCAGUGAACUAAAACCAUGUCAAACAAUCCUGAUGUGUGGUGGCUUAAAAAAACAAAACGAAUGUGUUAUAGCUGUGGUGAAAUAAGAUGAGCCAGUACUAUGCUGUUUUAUUUAUUAAUUUCUGAUUGUUAUGUGUGUGUGUGUGAUUUUUUUUGUUUUGUUUUUUUCAUUUGAUUUCCUCUCGUGUCAUUAAUCUGCACUGCAGGUGAGCGUGGUUAGGAGGAUAUAAGAGCAUUCCCUGUGUUGGAAGUUACUGGUAAUUAAUUUAACAGAUCUGUGUGUGAUUUGUCUAUAUCGUUCUGAAUGUUUUAUUCCCAUUUUGUGAAGGUGUGAGAGCAGUAAACUGUGUCUGUUGCACUGUAUUUCAAUCCUUUUCUAGUCAACACUAGUGGUCAAUUCCACAAGAACAGUACUUACAUACAACCACAAUCAUUCUUUUAAUACAGAUAUAUAUAUAUAUAUAUAUAAAUAUAUACACACACACAUACAUAUAUAUAUGAUAUAUAUAUGUAAAUGUUACCAUUGAUUUUCUUUUCUUUCUUUUUUUUAAACCUUACCCAUCACGAGUGCAGAAUAAUUGCUCAGUGCUAUGACAAGACACGUAGUUUAAUAUUAGAACAGCUGCUCGACACUGAGAAAAUUAAAUUAUGUGCACUCUUGUUGGCCACGGUUUAAUAACUUCCCCCCCUCUCGCUGCACAGAUGAGCCUUCCUCAUUUGCACAGGAGCUACUUGCUACCAAGUGUAUAAUUUAAGUGAUAUUUGGAUUAAAUGUGUUUUUGUAAGUGUCUCCCUCUGAAGCUAUUUGUCCACUAGGAGGCAGUAUUGGAUGUGUUUGGAUGGUAAUGAGAUAUGAUUGUGCUGCAUUUCACUUCCACCUCAGAAUUAUGCAUGGGCCUUUUCUUUUUCUUUUUUUUUUAUUCUCCAAGUGUUCCAGUGGCACCUAUUGAUUAUGUAUAAAUCUGGAUGCGAUGGCUCCCCGCUGUACACCAAUUUGACUGUUGACAAGACGUAAUGACUGCAUCAAUGAGAAGGAGUGCUCUGUAAGUGAUGUACUGGUGUUUACAUGACAUCCCCUGGAUCCCCUCCCGUGUUCAAGCACUGACGCAUAUGAAUGAGUAGAUGACGAUUUUACACCUGCCACAUAUUUUUCUUGUGACAACUGAAAUUAGAGCCAACCACGAUUUUAUUUUAUUAAUGGUUUAUAGUGCUGUGGAAUAAAAAUGUUCAUUACAGUAAA
This is a messenger RNA of Mugil cephalus (flathead mullet), 4726 nucleotides long. RefSeq names its product transmembrane protein 62 (gene tmem62). Gene Ontology annotation, molecular function: hydrolase activity. NCBI's taxonomy places the organism in Eukaryota, Metazoa, Chordata, Actinopteri, Mugiliformes, Mugilidae. The record is from RefSeq and is a predicted model, not a curated record.